GAGAUACUGCGACAACCUGGGCUCCCGCCCCCUGAGCACAGCAAAUUUCGGGAAGAUCAUCCGGGAAAUCUUCCCCAACAUCAAGGCCCGGCGCCUGGGGGGCCGAGGACAGUCCAAGUACUGUUACGGGGGGAUCAGGAGGAAGACCGUGGUCAGCCUUCCUCCCCUGCCCAGCCUCGACCUCAAAGUCACUGAGACUCAGUCAGAGCUGUCAGAGCUGGUGCAGUCCUACCCCAGCGAGGUGAUGGAGGCCGCCUGCGCCCUGACCUGCGACUGGGCCGAGAAGAUCCUCAAACGCUCCUUCAACAACAUCGUGGAGGUGGCUCAGUUCCUGCUCCAGCAGCACAUCAUCAGCUCCCGCUCGGCCCACGCUGACCUGCUCAUGGCCAUGGUGGUCUCAG
Molecule: messenger RNA, 401 nt
Organism: Neopelma chrysocephalum (saffron-crested tyrant-manakin)
Lineage: Eukaryota; Metazoa; Chordata; Aves; Passeriformes; Pipridae
Product: DNA-binding protein RFX5-like
Exons: 3
Biological process (GO): regulation of transcription by RNA polymerase II
Molecular function (GO): RNA polymerase II cis-regulatory region sequence-specific DNA binding; DNA-binding transcription factor activity, RNA polymerase II-specific
Source: RefSeq, a predicted model, not a curated record